AUGUACAGAGGUCAAAAUGGCGGUAGUUACCGCGAUAGGCGUGAUCCGUCACCAAAGAAUUGGCGCAUGGGGCCGAAAGAAAAUAAGCGUGAUGGUAGACCAGGUAAUGAGAAAAUAUCGGGCAUGUGCAUGUCACUUCCUCCGCAAAGCUCAUACGAAGGUUGCAUAGAAAAGGGAAAGCUCAAGCUAGCUAAUGGGAAUUCAGUUCCAGUAGUUACUAGUAGUUGUACUAUUGAAUCAUUAGAAGGUGAAAGGCAGUUAGACUUGAAGCAGGGUUAUGUAGGAGACCAAGAAGUUAAAGUACUUAGAGACACAGGGUGUGAGUUAGCAGUUGUUAGAAAGAAGUUGGUUACAGAAGAUCAAAUGUUGAAAAAAAACUGCGUAAUGAUAGCAAUUGAUGGACGUGCAAGAUUAGUCCCUAUGGCUCAGAUUAGAAUUGACACACCAUACUUCAAGGGUGAAAUAGAGGCCAUGGUUUUAGAAACCGUAAUUUGUGAUUUGGUAUUAGGCAACAUUAGUGGCGUGCUAGAUAAACCAGAUGAAAAAUGGAUUGGUCGUGAUGCCAGUAAAAUAGAAGCAACGGACACAAAUGUAGCUGCUGUAGUCACAAGGGCACAAGCAGAGAAGGAGAAGAAACCUAUGAAGCCACUUAAAGUACCGGUAGUUAAAGAAGAUGAAACAACGGUUGAGUUGCUUAAGAAAGCACAGUCAGAGGAUAAGUCAUUGAACAGGCUAUGGAGAUACGCCGAAGAGAAAAAAAUAAAGUCGACAAAAGGUGGCAAUAAGUACAGAUACGAGAUAAGCAAAGACGUAUUGUACAGGAUCUUUGAGACAGUGAAGGGCGAUAAGAAAGUAGAAACCAAGCAGAUAGUGGUCCCGAAGAUAUACCAGAAGCGUGUUAUGUCUUUAGCACACGAAUCUAUAGUGGGUGGGCAUCUUUCAGUUCGCAAGACUGUAGACAGAAUACAGUCAAGCUUUCAUUGGCCAGGAAUAUCAAGAGACGUCACAAGGUUUUGUCGUUCAUGCGAUAUUUGCCAGAAAACAGUACCGAAGGGUAAAGUUCAGAAGGUACCUCUUGGUGAGAUGCCAAUCAUCGAUGCUCCAUUUCAACGGGUUGCUGUUGAUUUGAUUGGGCCAAUUUCGCCUAUUUCAGAAAAAGGAAACCGUUACAUCUUGACAGUAGUUGAUUAUGCUACACGUUACCCUGAAGCAGUUGCUUUGCCAAGAAUAGAGACAGAAAAUGUUGCAGAAGCAUUGCUAGACAUAUUCUCUAGAGUAGGUUUUCCUUUUGAAAUCUUAAGUGACAGAGGUAGCCAAUUUACAUCGCAACUUAUGGAAGAAGUAUGCAGGCUCGUGUCCCUUAAACAGUUGUUUACGACACCUUACAACCCGAAAUGUAACGGCCUUUGUGAGAGAAUGAAUGGAAUUCUCAAAAGUAUGCUAAAGAAAAUGUGCCAAGAGAGACCCAAAGACUGGGAUCGAUAUAUAUCUGCUGUAUUGUUUGCAUACAGGGAAGUCCCACAAGCCAGUACAGGAUUUUCCCCAUUUGAAUUGUUAUAUGGUAGAACAGUGAGAGGUCCAAUGCAGGCACUGAAGGAACUUUGGACAGAAAGCGAAGUUCCAGAAACCAGGAACACGUAUGAAUACGUGCUUGAUCUACGAAACAGACUAGAAGAAACGUGCAGAAUUGCAAGGGAGAGUCUCAGCAAUGCACAAGUAGAAUACAAACAUCAUUAUGAUAAAAAGGCAAGAGCACGAAGUCUCGAGCAAGGAGACAAAGUUUUAGUCCUCCUGCCUACAUCUCACAACAAACUCAUGUUGCAGUGGAAGGGUCCAUUUGAUGUAGCUGAAAUUGUAAACAAAUUUGAUUAUAAAGUAAAGAUAGGCGACAGAGUAGUUGUUUAUCACAUAAACCUUUUGAAGAAAUAUGAGGAGAGAGAAGAUAAGGUCUGUGCAAGUGUAGCAGUUAUAGAAGCAGAGAAUGAAAGUGAAACUGGUGUAGUUGACGAUGAGAGUUUACUGAACGUAGUAAACAGUAGUGGUACUGAGACGUACAGAGAUGUUUGUGUAAAUGAGCAGUUGUCUAGAGAGCAGAAAGCUGAAGUGUAUGCUCUGCUUGAAGAAUUUAAAGAUAUAUUCACUGAUGUACCAGGGACAACUGACCUUGAAGAACACAAGAUUGAUUUGACUGAUGAGACACCGAUACGUGUUAGGCAGUACAUUAUACCUUACGCAAAGAGAAAAGACGUUGAAGACGAAGUUAAGAAUAUGUUAGAAGCUGGAGUCAUAGAACCUGCAAAUUCAGAUUACAACUCCCCGGUUGUUCUUGUGAAGAAGAAAGAUAAUACAAACCGCUUUUGUAUAGACUUCAGACGCAUUAAUUCUUUCACGAGGUUCGACACGAAACCUAUGGGUAAUGUAGAGGAUAUUAUGGCGAAGUUGAGAGAAGACAACUACUUCACAAAGAUUGACCUGACCAAAGGUUAUUGGCAGAUACCAACAGAAGAAAAGUCGAGGCAUUUGACCGCAUUCUCUACUCCAGAAGGCAGUUACCAGUUCAGAAAAAUGCCGUUCGGAAUGGUAAAUUCUGGGGCAACAUUCAAUCGAAUGAUGAGAAAGUUGUUGGCUGGCAUCAAAGAUGCAGAUAAUUAUGUGGACGAUGUCCUUGGACACACUAUAACCUGGGAGAGACACGUAAUGGUGUUGAGAAAUGUAUUCACCAGAAUACGGGAAGCAAGACUGACAGUAAAGCCAUCAAAAUGUAUGAUUGGAUUUGGUAGUAUUUCGUUUACCGGCCACGUUGUAGGUGACGGCAUGAUGCAAAUAGAGGACGAUAAGUUAGACAAGAUACGUAGUGCUGAGAGACCAGAAACUAAGAAGCAACUUAGGUUAUUCCUUGGUUUGGCGGGAUACUAUAGGAAAUUCAUCGGGUCCUUCGCAGAGAUCGCCGCCCCUUUGACAGACCUAACGAAGAAAGGUCAACCAAACAAAAUAGUCUGGAGGUCAGACCAUGAAACAGCCUUCAUGACACUGAAGCAAUUAUUGACUCGUGCGCCGAUAUUACGUUUGCCGGACUUCUCCAAAAUGUUUGUCUUGCAGUGUGAUGCUUCGGAUACUGGGGUUGGAGCAGCCCUUCUACAAAGGUUUGAUGACGGAUUGUUUCCUAUUGCAUAUGCAAGCAAGAAGCUUUUGAAACGGGAGAAGAACUACUCAGUAAUAGAAAGGGAAUGCCUAGCUAUGGUUUUUGGAAUUAAGAAAUUCCACAAGUACUUGUAUGGACAACAGUUUGAACUACAAACUGAUCACGCACCUUUGACCUACAUUCAAAAAUGUAAAAUUGAAAGCGGUCGAAUUAUGAGAUGGGCCUUGUUCUUGCAGAACUACAAGUUCCGAAUCGAGGCUCUCAAAGGAACAGACAACGUCUGUGCAGAUUACCUGAGUAGACUGGAUACCUGA
Messenger RNA from Mercenaria mercenaria, 3456 nucleotides. RefSeq lists its product as uncharacterized. Bases 1 to 3456 code for a protein of 1151 amino acids. The record is from RefSeq and is a predicted model, not a curated record. Lineage: Eukaryota; Metazoa; Mollusca; Bivalvia; Venerida; Veneridae. The transcript has a single exon. Gene Ontology annotation, molecular function: nucleic acid binding. Gene Ontology annotation, biological process: DNA integration.